Messenger RNA from Nanorana parkeri, 960 nucleotides. RefSeq names its product peptidylprolyl cis/trans isomerase, NIMA-interacting 1 (gene PIN1). The coding region runs from base 29 to 553 and encodes 174 amino acids. Gene Ontology annotation, molecular function: protein binding; peptidyl-prolyl cis-trans isomerase activity. Gene Ontology annotation, cellular component: cytosol; nucleus. NCBI's taxonomy places the organism in Eukaryota, Metazoa, Chordata, Amphibia, Anura, Dicroglossidae. The transcript has 4 exons. The record is from RefSeq and is a predicted model, not a curated record.
UCACAGCGCGACUUUCGGCGAGCCGAUAAUGACGUCAUCGGAGGGAGCAGCUUGGCCUGACGCAGGAGUGAAGAUGGCGGAUCAGGAGAAGCUGCCGAACGGGUGGGAGAAGCGGAUGAGCCGCAGCUCCGGACGCGUUUACUAUUUCAAUCACAUGACUAAUGCCAGCCAAUGGGAGCGACCCUCCGCGGGUGGGAAGAACGGGCAAGGCGAACCUACAAAAGUGCGAUGUUCCCACUUGUUGGUGAAGCACAACCAGUCCCGGCGUCCUUCAUCAUGGCGGGAAGAGCGAAUCACGCGCUCCAAGGAUGAGGCCUUAGAACUUAUUAAUGGUUAUAUACAGAAAAUCAAGUCUGGUGAUGAGGAUUUCGAAGCUCUAGCCUCCCAGUUCAGCGACUGCAGUUCUGCCAAAGCCGGAGGGGAUUUGGGAGCGUUUGCACGAGGGGCCAUGCAGAAACCAUUCGAAGACGCUACCUUUGCUAUGAGGCCGGGGGAAAUGAGCGGUCCAGUGUUCACGGAUUCCGGCAUCCACAUUAUACUCCGCACAGAGUGAAUCUUCUGUCACGGGGGGGAGGGGGUCCUUGCCCUUUUUUUUGGAGAUAAGGAACAGAUUUGUGGGGGAGAAGCAGUAAGGGGCAGCUGGGAAGGGAUAGAUGAGGCUUUAUAAUACCUGGGGGGAUUCUCAUUGAGCGUCGCGGGUAUGAGGGAGUCUAUAGACUGAUGUAAUGUGUAGCAGGUUACAUCAGCUGUGUAUUAAUGUUGAACAUUUUACAGCAAGGCAUCCGCUUGAAGGGAUGGGGGGGGUAUUCCGUAAUAUAAAGGGGGUACGUGUACAUUCCCCCAUAUGUGAAAGCUGACCAAGGGCUCGUACUCACAAGCGUUCCUUAAUGUGACCCCUUCCCCCAUCUGAGGGCUUCCGCAUUUAGUAGGCCUUGGUGCGAUGGUGUCCACCAUUAGAUA